Molecule: messenger RNA, 5679 nt
Organism: Limulus polyphemus (Atlantic horseshoe crab)
Lineage: Eukaryota; Metazoa; Arthropoda; Merostomata; Xiphosura; Limulidae
Gene: Ube3a
Product: ubiquitin-protein ligase E3A-like
Exons: 10
Coding region: 185-2896 (903 amino acids)
Biological process (GO): protein polyubiquitination
Molecular function (GO): ubiquitin protein ligase activity
Source: RefSeq, a predicted model, not a curated record
AUGACUUGUACUAAGCAACUCGCGAAAAGUGUUAGAAAUAACUGCGCAGUAGGCCUAGCUGUUCGAAUUUAUAAUAACUGUUCAAUGAAACUGCAUUUAAAAAUUUGAAAUAUUAAUUUUUGUUAAUUGAGAAUUUGCGCAUUCGUUAAACCUGCCUCACAAUUUAUUUGAUACAUCAACAUUAAUGGAUUCCGAAUAUAGUGAAAACACUUCCUGUACGAUUGAUGAUACUGCAGCAAGGAAACGUGCUGCUGUCAAGAAACUCAUUGAACAAUAUUAUUAUCAGUUGACGAAAGGAUGUAGAAAUCCAAGUUGUGCAAAUGAAUUUUGUGCCUCAAGUGGAAAAGUAAAAGAAUUUACCCCUGAUGAAGCAGCAGCUCAGGCUUUGCAACUUUUCAUGAGAAAAGCUCACCUUUGUGGAGCUAAUCCUUCAAAAAUGGCCAAACUACCAAAUCAGGGAAUGUCUGAGUCUGUAAGUAAAAGAUUUGGUCAGUAUCAGGAAGACAAUAAAAAUGAAAAGUCUUCAAGAACAAAUAACCAUAUCCCUUGUGAUGAUGACAUAAGCUGUGAUAGAGUUCAUUCUAGUGUUGAAGAAAGCCCAAUGGAGAUUGUCUCACCUACACAUCCCUCAACAUCGGUCACACUGUUCUCAAUAAAUCCAGGAACAGAAAAGCAACAUUUUUUAUCAGAAAACAUAUUAUUAGAAAUAAUUAGCAAGUGCCAAGAAGAAAAGUCCUAUUCGGUACUGAUCAGAACUUUAGGUGAGGUUUUCUCAAAUAAGGAAUCACUUAUAAAGAGCUUUUUAAAGGAAGAAGGAAGUAUUGUUGUGAACGAAAACCUUACCAAGGAGGACAUCAGAGCAAUGGAGAUUGACCAAGAUAAAGAUCAGGAUUCACAAGAGAUUGAGGAAAAUGUACGUACUACAAAAAUAGGUCCUCUAAAAUCAGAUGAUGUCACACUUGACAUAGAAAGUGUUAGACGUGCAUUUUUGGCAUUAUUUGGAAUUCCUGGCCGCCCUUUUCAAGAUGCUCUCAUUAAUGCACUGAGUACUUUGUGUAUGAACUUAGAAAUUGAUCUGAAAUACCACAAUCCUUACCACAGAGACAAAAAUAUGAUCAACAUAUUUUUAAUAAUAAUGGAGAUACCAAUGCUGGAGUGUCCAGAGUAUCUGGAUUCAGCUCUUCCAGCAUUUUGUAAAACAGCAAGUCUGCUUCCUCUUCCUGCACAAACUAAAUUAGCAAAAGUAUGGUCAAAGGCAAAACCUGAUAAACUAAAAACCAUGAUAGACACCCUACAUCAAGUGAUUACAUUACGUGUCAUAGGAGGCCACUUCUCCCGGGAUUAUUAUCUUAAUGAUGAUGAAAUCAUAGUAGCAGCAACCAAAACCAUGAAGAUUUUAUAUUAUGCUGGCUUAAUGGGUGGCAAUGUAGAAGUAGUGGAUUAUGCUGAUGAGAUUGAACAAAUAGAAGAGGAUGAAAGCUUUCAGGACUUGUUACAAGGUGCUAUCAGUCGAGACUCAAAAGAACCCAAACAAACCAAAACAGAUCUUUUUGCCCAAAACCUUGGCAUACAUAUUCUUGAUUGUCGUAAACCUUUGCUCCCAUUUGAAGAUUACUACAAUGAGCUUCUUAGUGAUAAUUUGGAAAUGGAUCAGGAUUUUACAAAUUAUAAAUCAGGAGGAACAAAGUUUUCUUUCAUGAAUUACUCCUUCAUUCUUACCCCAGCAGUCAAAGCCCAAGGGUUGUACUAUGAUAACAGAAUUCGCAUGUUUAAUGAAAGACGGUUAUCUGUUAUUCAAAGCCUUCUUCAUGGCUCUCCUCCUUAUCCAUUCCUCCGACUUCAUGUUCGAAGAGACCACCUCGUAGAUGAUGCAUUAGUUGGGUUAGAAAUGGUUGCUAUGGAGAACCCAACAAAUUUGAAAAAGCAGUUAGUGGUGGAGUUUGAUGGAGAGCAGGGUGUGGAUGAAGGAGGAGUGUCUAAAGAAUUCUUCCAGCUGGUGGUGGAAGAGUUAUUUAAUCCAGAUUUUGCAAUGUUUACUCUCAACCAAGAGACUGAGACAUAUUGGUUUAAUCCUACUUCUUUCGAGAGUGAUGCACAGUUUACAUUGAUUGGAAUUAUUCUAGGACUAGCCAUAUACAAUAAUGUGAUACUUGAUGUACAUUUCCCAAUGGUUUUAUAUAGAAAAUUGCUGGGGAAAAGAGGGUCUUUUCAUGAUCUGUAUGACUGGAAUCCUGACUUAGCCAGAGGACUACAGUAUUUAUUGGAUUAUCAGGACAGUGACAUCGAAGAUGUUUUCAUGCAGUCAUUUCGAAUCACUUACCAGGAUGUAUUUGGAACAUUACUUACUCAAGAUCUGAAGGAAAAUGGGGAAAAACUUCUAGUCAAUCAAGCAAAUAAGCAGGAGUUUGUAGAAAUGUAUGCUGACUUCCUGUUGAACAGAGCAGUGGAGAAGCAGUUUCGAGCCUUUCGAAGAGGAUUUCAGAUGGUCACAGAAGAUAGUCCCCUGAAAGAACUCUUCAGGCCAGAAGAAGUGGAGCUUUUAGUAUGUGGAAGCAAGCACUUUGACUUCAAUGCUCUUGAGGAAGCUACAGAAUAUGAUGGUGGAUAUACAAGUGACACUCCACUCAUUAGGUAUUUCUGGGAAUUAUUCCAUAAAUUUAGUUUAGAAGAGAAAAGAAAGUUUCUUCAGUUUGCUACAGGAAGUGAUCGAGCUCCAGUUGGUGGCUUGUCGAAACUGAAGCUGGUUAUUGCUCGUAAUGGAACUGAUUCUGACAGACUUCCCACUGCCCAUACCUGUUUCAAUGUUCUGCUGCUACCAGAAUACACCACUAAAGAGAAGCUUAAAGAGAGGUUAUUAAAAGCCAUCAACUAUUCGAAAGGGUUUGGAAUGCUUUGAUGACUAUCUUCAUUCCUUCUUUACGUGUACAGCAUAGCAGCUAAAGUUAGUGAAGUGUUGUCUCAAGACAAACCCACCAAAAUUCUAACAUCCUCUGACACUGUGCUGCAAUGUUCAUCUUCUCUAGUGAAAUGGUUUAUGAUAUUUAUAAGCUUAGAAGUUUUAAUUGUGAGACUAGUAUUCUGGAAGGUCCUGUGUCUUCAAUCUUUUUUUGAUUUGUAAUUAACAUUUAUCUUAAUCUUUGUUUCGAUGAUUAAUUGCUGAACCAUUCUUACCAGUAGUGUUGCUGGUUUGAAACAUCUUUUAACUUAACAAUAAUUUUUACUGAUCUGUUUAUGUUAUGUUUUAAAACUAGAUAUGUUUUAUAUAGGUAUAGGAUUGUUAAGACAGAGAAAUUAAUCACAUUGAAUAAUUGUUUGUUUGUAAUUAAAGACUUUUGCCAUAACUAUAUGUAGUCUUAAAGACAUGUUUGUUUUAAUUACACGUAAUUGCUUGUUAAUCACUCUGUAAAGAUUUUGUAUAAGUAAGUUUGUAAAGUAAACAUGUUAGUGUGGAACAGGGAGGUUUUUAUGUUAUUUUUCAAAUCAAUUUCACUUUUUAUAUAAACAUGCAUUUUUUCUUUGCUAAAAACUGUUUAGAAAUCUAAUAUUUUUCACUGCUUUAAGAGUAACAUUAUACAGAAACAAUUACAACUUGUAUUUACUUUGCUAUCCCAUAGUGUUAUAUAUGAAAUGUUGUGUCUUCUGUAUUAUGGGUGUAGAAGGAUUCCUAGUUGGAACUCCUUUUUCUCAGAUUGGGAUAUGAUCAACAAAGAAACCAACUAUCAUUAUAAGUAUAUAUUACUUGUAAAUUUCCUACAUGAAACGACUCAGUUUUCAUUUAAAGUGAACUUGUGUUGAUAACUAGCCAGCUUUGCCACUCCUCAAGUACAAAGUCCUCUUGUCUAUAAAAGUACGGCAAUUUGUCUUUCUGUAUUGUUGUUUAGUACCUAUUUCUCUUGCUGACUGUACUAUGUCAUUGCUGGAUUAUGACAUUGGCUGCUUUUGUUACCAAUAAGCACAACAUUUAUAGUUUUCAAACUUGUUAUUCUUCCUUGUUAAACUGUCUGUUUCAGCCAGUAUCACACAGUAUGAGAGGAAUAUUCCCAUAGCUUGCAAGAGAAGAAAGAAUGGUACUUUCAUAAGUGGCUUAGAGUGUUCAGUAAUACAGGGUUUGAACCCUGAUGAACAGAGACACUAACAAUGAAGUUUUAUUAUCAAAUAAUUAAUUACAUAAAUUAACAUCAUCAUUUUAAUUCCAUAUAAACAGUUGCAGACAUUAACAUCAUUGUUCUAACUCCAAAUAAUCAGUUACGUACAUUUACAACAUUGUUUUACCAGCAUAUAAACAGUUGCAGAUAUUAAAAUUAUUGUUCUAACUCCAAAUAAUCAGUUACGUACAUUUACAACAUUGUUUUACCAGCAUAUAAACAGUUGCAGAUAUUAACAUUAUUGUUCUAACUCUAAAUAAUCAGUUACGUACAUUUACAACAUUGUUUUACCAGCAUAUAAACAGUUCCAGACAUUAACAUCAUUGUUCUAACUCUAAAUAUACUGUUAUAUACAUCAACAACAUUGUUCUUAAUUCAAAUAAUCAGUUAUAUACAUUAACAACAUUGCUCUAAUUCUAAAUGAACAGUUGUAUAUAUUAUUGUAUUUCCAUAUAAUCAGUUACAUACAUUAACAUCAUUAUUCUAAUUCCAAGUAAUCAGUUAUAUACAUUAACAACAUUGCUCUAAUUCUAAAUGAACUGUUGCAUGCACCAACAGUAUUGUUCUAAUUCCAAGUAAUCAGUUAUAUACAUUAAUAAUAUUGUUCUAAUUCUAAAUGAACUGUUGCAUGCACCAACAAUAUUGUUCUAGUUCCAAGUAAUCAGUUACAUACAUUAAUAAUAUUGUUCUAAUUCCAAGUAAUCAGUUAUACACAUUAACAACAUUGCUCUAAUUCUAAAUGAACUGUUUCAUACACCAACAAUAUUGUUCUAGUUCCAAGUAAUCAGUUACAUACAUUAACAACAUUCUUCUAAUUCCAUAUAAUCAGUUACAGUUUUUUCAGAAAGGAAGAUUUGUUUUUAGAAUUUGUAUGACAUUUUAAUGGUAGAGGAGGUUUUAGUAUUUAAAUAGUAUUUAGAGUACUUGAAAAUGAUUGCACCUUACUGCAAAAGUUGUUAUAAAAUAGUACUUAAUCAGUUACGUACACUAACAACAUUGUUCUAGUUUUAAAUAAUUAGUUACAAACAUUAACAACAUUGUUCUACCUCUAGGUAAACAUUUACAGAAAAUAACUUCAUUGUUCUCAUUCUUUAUGAACAGUAAGAAGAACAGUGCCCUGGCCUUACAGAAAUAUUUGCAUAAAUUAACAGCAAUGUUGUGGCUUUAAAGAAAUACCAUAACAAGUUUUGUUUUUCAAGAUAAACAUUAGCUAAAAAAGUGUGUAAUUAACAGGUUGCCAUAUAAAAGCAAGGUCUAGUGAGGAUGACAUCUGCUGUUCUUCAAUAUCUGCACACUUGUGUGAUAGUUAAUAUUUCCUUUAUAGUUUUCUCGAUAUUCUAUACUUGGCUUUGCAUAACAAUUUAUUAAUGAGAGCUGCAUUCUUUUAGGAAUUUCCAGUAAUUUCAUAAUAUUGCUUUAAAUAUUAAGCCCUCUUUAGAAAAUGUAAACAUUUCAAAAGGUUUUGUUGACAUUUUUUGAAAUAAAUGUAAAAAAACCUGUAUGUGAAUUAAAAGAACUCUUUUGGUGCUCUUUU